AUGUUUUCACAUGUGAUGAGAGUGGCGUUUGUUCGUCUUAAUUUUUUCCCAACAUCAGAGGUCUUCACACGGCAGUUGACCAAGGUAACAAACUACAUUUUCACAGAUCUCUUCAUUUACAAAAACAACAUUUUACUAGCGCGCUUUGUCGUUAAAGAACGAGUUUAAGCAUGAAUAUUGAAUGAGUUUCAAAUCCUUCCACUGCACCAUGUUUGUUUUCAUUAUUUUUCUAUUCAUUAAUGUUAAUGACCAGUAUACUGUUUAGUGAAAAUAGACUUCACCUUCAUACUGUGUUUAUUUCUAACAGCAAUGAGUUUUUUUAAUACGCAAAAGUUUGUACGUUGUGUUAUGUUGUGCUAUUAAAAUGGGGCUGCCAGAAUUCCGACAUCUUCUUUGGCCGUGUACAGCGGAUUGAUCUGAAUCCGUUCUGUGAUUGAAUUAAAGUUAUUCAACCUAUUAGGGUCAGCCUUCAUCUAGGCUUCUAACCCUGGUAACCUACAAUCUUUAAGAAAAUAUUAAAAAUGGAACAUUAAACCCCCAUCCCCUGGAAAUCAAGGAUGAAGACGCUGGAGAGCCCAAAACGCGCGCCAUUUUUCCAUCCUUGAGUUAAGGGGGAGAGGGGAGAGGGGGUAAAUUUUCAAUCUGUCUUAUCCAGGAAGAGCAAACCCCCAUUCCCCAAUCCUGCCAAUCAAUGCCAAUUAACAGAAAUUAAUUGAUAAAUAAUUAAUCAAAAUUGGGUUUUCUUUUCAUUGGUUAAUAGACCUUGUCACGGUUUUCGAUGCCAUCUUGACGAGUAGGCAAACGUGUGAGAAAUAACAGUGUUUGUAUGAGAAUCUAAUGUCGAAUAAUUUCCGUAAAACGGCUAUUUUGAACAAAAUAUCAAUUGUAAAGUAAAGCUACAAAGCAAAGGAUUCUCCAAAAAAAUUUUGGGGUGUACCUGUGCUUAAAUUUCUCCAGAGGCUUUCUUUAGCUUUUCCAUAUAUAUAUUUCUGUUAUUUUUUUUUGGGACUUUCAUACAGACAAAUGUAUAGAAAAUUUUAAAAAGUGGUUCUAGGUCUUCUAGUGCAUGUAACGCCCUCAAAUUUUUUCAAGAGAAUCCUUAGGAGUAAAGCUUUAGUUUACAAAUCAUAUUUUUUUCAGAACAGCCGUUUUACGGAAAUUAUUUGACAUUAGAUUCUCAUACAAUCAGUGUUAUUUCUCACGCGUUUGCCUACUUGUCAAGAUGGCGUCGAAAACCGUGACAAGGUCUAUUUUCAUCAAAUAUUGUUCACAACCUGUAAACCCUGAUCACUGUAUAUCAUUGCAAACCACAAUUAGCGCUUUUCUUUGACUUCUUUUCCUUUUUAUUGCCGUCCCUUACUGUGAUAAUUUUUAUUCUAAGAAUGAUAAUUAUUAUUUUCCUCACCUCUUCUUUUUCUUAAACUAAAUGGCAUGAUUGUGGAAUAGGUACAUUGGCUAAACCUCAUUAGAUGCUAGUCCACCCAUUUAAGGGGAUAGAUAAAGUAGGAUAAUUUCUGGUUCCCUCCCCCCCCUUCCUUACAGUGGAUUGUUCCCCCAGGAACUUUUGCGUCAUCUGUUAUUUUUGUGUUUCUUUUCUAAUAGAUCAGUAAAUUGGUGCUUUCAUUGUUACACAGUGUAAGUAACAAUAAUUAUAUUGUUAAUUUCAAGAUGGCUGCUGUCCCUGUGAAGACUUCUAUUGGAUGUAUGGAAUUUGGACGGCAAUGCAGCCCAGACCAGGUGUGCAUUUAUGAACAGUCAGGGUAAAAAUUAAUCCAUUGGUAGUUGGUUGCACAUAUUAUGUUAGAAGUUCAAGUCAAAAGUAAGAUGACUGACCCUGUAAGCUUGUGAGACUGCACACAAGUUACAUGUACGCGUUCAAAAUUUUAAUCAUUGAAAGUGAACAGGCUGUACAUAAACAGUGUCUUCCGGUGUGAAAAAAGGUUACUUGGGAAUAAUUAACAAUUAUUUCUUUGAAAUCGAGGUGAAUAGUGGCUAAACAUUUAACCGAGCUGUGGAAGGGGCGAGGUAAAUAUUCCCAAAGCCACUAUUCACUGAGAUUGAAAAGAAUUAAUAAUUGUUUUAGUAUAUACACACGAAGUGAUCUCAAGAAAAUCAGAGAGGAAACCAUUAAAAAGUACGAUUUGAUUGACAGAUCAAAUCACGCGUAAGUUUAAAAAUAGAUCUUUGCAGAAUUUCAAACAUGGCAAUUCACAAGUUUAUCAUUUCACAAACAACAGCGUAAUGGCUUAAAUGGAACUGCUAAAAGUUUGAACUUUUCCUUACUUGAGAAAAAAAGUAGAGCUUUGUUGUUUUCUGUUGACUCGCCAAGUUUAUAGCCAAAAGGGUUUGUUGUGUCAUUCUUCGCAUGAAGUGCUGACAAAAAUGGCGGCUCGGUAGCUCGAGGUAAGAUGUCGUCUUCCUGUAUCAUUCUUUUUCCUGUUUACUUGAAACGUAGAAUUUAUUUACGUUUCCUUUUAAAUUUGUUUGUCAUAAAUAAACUUUGAUUGUUGAGCCAAAAUUUUCUUGUUAGAAAACACUGAGUUCACAAAACGACUUCUUCUACGUGAAUACACGGGAGUUGUAAACAAUCCAUUGAUCACAAAACUCAGCUACAGUAAAUUGAAAAACGCCGUAUUGAAUCCUUCCAAGUCUUUUCUUGCCUCAAAAAAAGUCAGCCCUAGGAUUUUGUCGACUUUUAAACGAUCGUUCUCUAAAAAAAUGGGAAAAACACCGAGCUCACACAUUAUCCACUUGCUAGGAGGUGAAUAUUGUUGAAUAGUCUGAGAUCGCGAACCAAUCAGAUUGCUUAAAUCACCAAGAUCACUGAGUGUGUAUAACUAAUAUCAGAUGUUUUGGUCCAAUAACUUUCACUCUGUUUAUGGAAGCAGGUUGUGCACAUGCUAUUAAAUUUCCCAGGAGUACCCCUGGCCAUGGGACCCACUCAUUGACUCGAUUACUGAUGGGUUAAUGUACACUGUAACCAACAGGUUGACAUGACUAUACAGCUGUACACUGUACAUGUAUAAUUUGCAUUGAAUUCAUUAUCUUAAACUGUUCAUUAAUCACUGAAUAAUGCAUUGUUGCAGGCAAAGGAGUUUGUAAAACUUUGUAUGGAAAAUGAUGUAUAUGAUUUUGACACUGCUCAUGGGUAAGUAUAAAUUAUGUCAUUGAUCUCUAAUAAGAGCCACCUGUUUAACUUACAGGGAGAUUAUUUUUCUUGUAGAGUAAUUUAAAAGUUUCAGACAAGUAAACUUAUGUUAUCUUGUUAACCCCUAAACCACGACUUGGUAAGAUUAAAAAAAUGGGGCUCCAUUAAAAAAAUGUACCUCGUGCAACCACCUCCUUUUUGGACGGGAUGUUUUGGCAUGGAACUGCCCUUCAUUUGUCGCUCUAACUUUUAAAUCUGGAUGAAAUUCUGUGGUGUUUCUCUUGAAAUUAAACUUCUUUCAUGGCAUUCCAUACGUGCAUGUAGUAUAUGUACUUAAAAAAAAUAUUUUACUGUAUGUAGGAUUUUACAGAAGUAAGUUAACAUUUUUCAUUUUUAGGUUUUACUACUAUGUACAUGUAUGAAAAGCGUAAGCCCCUGUUUUCAAAAGGGCUUAUUACCAGUAAUGGAAAGAAGGCUUAGUCUAGACAUACAUGUAAACUGGGGUGAGGUGCAUCACAGGUAAUACAGUUGAACCUCUCUACAAUAGCCACCUUGGGGACAGAAGAAAGUGGCCGUUGUAAAGAGUUGGCUGUUGUAGAGAGGUUUUAAACAAGAGUCAAUGUACCGAUUUUUCGUCUGUGGGGACGGAAAAUUGACCCUUGUUGAGAGGUGGCCAUAGUAGAGAGGUGGCUGUUAGUGGAGGUUUGACUGCACUGGCAAUCCAUUAAUUUUUUCUAUUCAUGGAAAUAAUAUUUAUUUUGAUAAAUGCCUUAUUAGUUUUAUAUAUAUCCCCCUUGCAGGUAUAAGGUAAAGAUAUUAAUAGGGAAGUGACAUCCUUACUUCUCCUCUUUAUUAGGAUCUGAUUAUUUUGCUUUUCUUACAAUAUUCAACUUUAUUCACUGUUACAGAUAUAAUGAAGGAAAGAGUGAAGAAAUUAUGGGAGAUAUUGACAGCCUUAAUGAAUCUAAGGUAUUUUGAAGUAACCUGCUUGAACUACAUGCACAGUAAUUUCAAAGAACUGGGAAAUACUUCCCUGCUAGUUGAGCCUCUGAUUGCAGCGUGCUGGAAACAAGUGAAUAAAGUAAAAUGAAUGGUAAUGUCUUUUUAAUAACAUUAUAAUGUACUUUUUUUUCCUUCAACCAGGUUUUCAUUGCUACAAAAGCAAAUCCUUGGGGAGGAAAAGGUGUGUUCCUAAAAUUUUAAAUCAUUAAUUUUCUUAAUGUGACUACUUCUAAUUAUUUCUUACACGACAGAUACUUACUGUAAAGAACCCAUUCACCCCUGGAAAUUUUGCUGGAAAAUGCAUUUUGAAGUUAGUCAAGCAGUUUUCUGGUCACUAUCGUGCUAUAAAGAGCUAAAACUUACCUUAAAGCCAUUUAUGGGUUGUACACUUCGUGACCGUCUGAUCCAGAUGCAAAAUAUUACCUGUAGCUUGCAAAGUUCGGACUUGCACAGAAAGCAAAAUUUCACUCUCUCCUCCCCUCAUUUUUCGCUUUUCUAGCCUUAUUUUUUUCUUUUGCCGGAUAUUUAGUAGGCUUCAUUUUGGUGGGAAAAGUUUUUAGGAAAACUUUUAGGAACAAGAUUUUCAAGGAGAUUUUGUUACAUGUUUUUUUUUUUGCCAUUUUCUUGGGUGUCAUUGACUGAAUUGUGCUCAUUCUGGUAUGGUUUGAAAGAUUUCUUCACUCUGCGCAAGUCAGCGGACAAAGUUGUCCUUGACCAUUAAAACUGAUGAUGUCACAAGCUGUAAAAGGGAGGGGGAUCUGCAUGGGUGGUUACGGGUAGCCCGGGGAUGAGUGGGUUAAGGUGCCAUAAAUAUCCUAGCUGUCACCAAGUACUAGGGGGCUGGAGAUUUCCCCUGUCUACUGUGAGCAUGACCAAGGGCUACUUUCAUAGGAAUUAAAUACAUACAUGUAGAAGGAAAAAAGAACUUUUUAGCUGUUAACUCCCUGCCCACUAUACUUGCAUACUGGCAACUUGAAAUCUUAGUGACAUCCCUGGCUGUUGACUGUAAAGGUGGGCUCUAAACUGUGUUCUGGGAUUUUGAAUUUUCGGAUAAAAAAUUAUUACAGAAUCCAUCCAUUUUUUGAUUUUCUGUGCCUUUCUGUGAUUUUCCUGUAUAACCUCGAUGCGCAUUAUUAAUUUUGCACUGCACUCCGAAAUGAUAUUCUAUCUUUUUUUACGAUUCCCUAUAUUCUCUUUCUACUUUUGUCACUCAUAAUCAUGUUUCUUUCAUCCUUUUUUCUUACAUUGUAUCAGUUCCUUCCAUUUUUCCAAAAUUGUUUUGCCUUUUUUGACAGCAGUUUGUUUUUCAAAUAACUUCUAUCCUGAAGCCUGCUCAUUUUCCUUCAUUUUUUUGUAUUUAAUUUUAUGACCAGGUGUAUUGCAUGAGUUCCUCCAUCUAAAAAUUUCAUUCAGUUGAUCAUUUUAUUGUUUGUUGGCUUAAUCUUCAAAGGUUUGAAAUGUGACAGUGUGAAGAAACAGUUGAAUGAAUCUCUCAAAAGAUUGAAGAAAGACAGUGUGGACUUGUUUUACCUUCAUGCUCCAGAUCACAGUACACCCAUUGAAGAAACUCUUGAAGCUGUCAAUCAUCUGCAUAAAGGUUUUUAGAUGCAAAUGUACUCUAAGAUGUUGAUCUAUUAAACCACCGAACAAGAAAACAAAACCUAACAGUUUAUCAACUAAGCAUUAGGAACUUUAUUAUAAAUUAAAGGGGUGUCUGGAAUAAGCCCUGAGGGACUUCUGAUUAAAUGCUAAAUUCUCCUUCAAGUUUACCUCAUUUUAUGCAUGUGAAUCAAGAAGAAAAUUUAUCAUUAGAUCAGUGCUCAUCUGAUCCACUUAAUGAAGGUCUUGCCCAAUUUUUUUUAGGGAAAAAAUUCUCCUCUUCAGUUAUUGUAGGAUUUUAGUAGUUGUGGCUCUGGGGAGCAAUGUAUGCAACCCAUUCUGCCAAUAUUGGUACUCUAAUAAUGGAUAACCAUGUGGCAGUUACUUCUUAUUUUGUUUUCAACAUGUAUGUACAUCUGUACAGUCAUGCAGACUUCUUGUUACCAACAUGGAAUAUUGUUGUUUUGUUUUCAAAAAAUGUGCAUAUAACGAACAUACAGUAUUAACCAAAUUAAUUUUGUUUUUAAAGAAUGAAAGAUGAUAAUUAAUUGUGGUGGGGACCCAGGUUUUUUCUUUGCCCCAUGCUCGUGACAUGCUGAUUAAUUCAUUUUCACAAAAUUUUGUCUUUUUUCAGAGGGAAAAUUUAAAUCCUUUGGCCUUUCUAAUUACACUGCUUGGCAAGUAGUAAGUGUGUUUUUUAAUACCUCAUUUUGCUUGUGAAAUGGAAGGCAAUUAUUAUUUUCCUUGGUUCAAAAUGUCAUGAAAGGAUGAUUUUUCAUUCCACAGCUGUGAAUUCAGUAACAGUGAAACCUUAAUUUAAUGUAAUAGGUAAUUGAAUGAAUGAUAAAUUGCGAUUCAGAGGUACGCGUAGCCCUUUUAUGUAGUGGUGGUUGUUAAUCUACCAUUCAGAAUCAAAUUGGGGAAACUGGAGCACCCUCCAGCCAGAGAAACACCCCUUGGAGGAAGGAGGAAAACCAAAGCAAUAGAUAUAUAAUUUGAAUGACAUUGUUAGUCCCAGUCUAGUCUAAAGUGUCAGCCAUCUAUUCACUCCAACCUCCAACCCCAUAAUGGGCAACCAGGCAAGACCACUACUAAGCCCCAGCAACAGUGAAAUUUAAAGAGGACCCAGAUCUUAUCUACAUGUAUCCCCAAUUUAAUGAUCAACUUCUCCAUUCCAUUUGACUCUCUAAUAUUCCUAGUGCAGGUUUGACUGAAUUUUUUGCUUUCUUUUAGGCAGAAAUUUAUUAUCUGUGUAAGAUGAAUGGGUAUCCAUUACCAACUGUCUACCAAGGAAUGUAUAAUUCUGUUACAAGGUAAGCAUGCAUCCUGAUGGUUAAAGCUGUGGUUACAUGGGGCAGCUUUACCAAGGUUGAUAGAAAGUCUGUCAAUGUUAUGUGGGGAAGAUUCCCCGAGGUGAAUUUUCAUGGUAAAGUGACUGAGCACAGUAGAAAAUGUUCCAACCAAAACACUGUGUGGAUUGAAAAUCGCUCUGUUUGCCUUGGUAAACCUACAAAUGACAAGACAAGUUUGGACAAUUCUGCGCAUACUGUUCAUAAAAAUUUUUAGUUUGUUUCUUUGCCUUCUUUUUUUUUAUUUUUCCAUUGUCACGUUUUAUGAGGAGGCGGCAUGAACACGCAGCAACAAAUUUCCCUUCCCUUUCUAAAUUUGGACGGUCCCUGGAAGUGACCUCUUCUGUUACCUUUUUAAUAUCUGGUGGUUCUUGGACUGGGUCUUUUCCUUAAUUAAACAACUCUUCAAUACGAUCAGGCAGCUGCUUAAUGAGACUGGUAAGGAUGGGAAAAGCAAUCAAUUGGACAAACAGUGAAAGUCAAGAAAAUUGUGUAACUGAGCAUUUGGUUGAUUAUAUUUUGUGAUCAGACCAUUUAGAAAAGGUCAGUGUCAUUAUAUGACACUACCUUUUAACCCCUAAAGCCCAAAUAUCCACAUACAAAUUAAUUUUUUCCAAUUGAUCUCCAUACAUCCCAUAAAGACUCUGACUCAGUCUUUGACUCUGAAGAUGACUACUGCAAAAGUUGUCAAAAUGUCAGUCACUGUCAACAACAACAGUCCUAUUCAGGACUAUGUUCAUCCAGACAUUCAUGCUCAACUUACUUAUGAAGUGACUCCUGGGUUGAACCUUUCACAGCAUUCCAUAAAGAUCAAGCGGAAAGCACUUGAUAGAGGAUAAAAGGAUUUUCUGCAAGGUGAUAAUUUUACUAAUUCUCAUAACCCUGUCUCUUGAUUAAUCCGAUAAGUACCAAUAGUGACCAAUAUCAAUUUUCUCCUAACAAUAUCCAUACAUUGUCAAUAGAAAAAGUUAUAAGAAUUAAUAAAAUGAUCACCAAAGACAAAAUGCCAUGAUCUUUUAUCAAAUUCUCUCAACUAAUUCUUAAAGGAAAUGUAUAGAGAUCAGUUUGGAGAAUUUGCAUAUGGAUAUUGGGGCUUAAAGGGCUAAGGAUUGGUAUUGUUGAAGGAAAGGUGAUGUUGCUCACCCUUGGAGCUUAAAUGGUUAAUACGUACACCCAGCUGAGACCAAAUUCUCAUAGCCUAAUUUCUUUUCAGAGAUAUCGAAAAAGAACUCUUUCCCUGUCUUAGGAGAUUUGGAAUGGCCUUCUAUGCAUACAACCCAGUGAGUAAAAAGUAAUUUCUGGUCAGUGUGGGAUGCAGAUUUGGGUGUAACAAAACGCAGUCGUCUAAUACAGCGUAGUGAAUUAAAAGCAACGUAAAAUAGGAAUAACAAACGAUACAUGGUGAGGGGCCGCAAUAUCUGCAGAUUGUGGCAUAUGUUUAAUCCAUCCGUGUAUUCCAUUCUCCGUCCCAUGAAGUGGGUACGUUGCCCAAGUUUAUGCAUAAGUUUACUCUAGGGGACAAAAACGGAGACUUAAAAUACCUUUCCUAUAUACGGCAACAUCUCAAUCUGUUGUAGGGUUUGCUCCUUCGGGAUGAUCCGGAUGAGGGGCAGUGAUCAUGAUGCGUCAAAGGAAUUGAUGAAUUCUUGUCUGGAGUGGGUUCAUUGGUUCCUUUGAUGCGUCAUAAUCUGAGUGAUCUCGGAUCACUGAUCCUCUUCUAGAUCAUCCCAAGAGAACGCACCUUUAAAAUCUUGUUUAGUGCAAAGAAAGAAAUAGUAUUACGUACUCCUUUGUUACUUGGCGAAAAAUUGGGAAUCAUUUUGGGACAUCUUAGGUACAUAUCUUGGACAAAGAGGCCAAAAACCAUACCAUGUCCAGCAAGCUGCACUUCUUCCUAUAAGCCAUUUAAGUAAGCGCUUCGGGGUUCACCACUUAAACUGAUAAGGCUGUGUAACGUUUGACUUGGGUUUAAAAAAAACUAAAUCCUCCUUCUUUAGACUUUAGAUAUACUUGUGUGUACUUUUAUAAGAACGUUCUUCGCAUUCUGCUUCUAAGAACGAACCUCUCGCUCUUAUGGAUACAUAUCUGCGCCCCGCGGGUUCCACGAUCUAGUUCUUGAGAUUGUUCCAGUCGAGAGUCCAUGAGAGCCAUUUUCGCAGCGCUUCACUAAUUACCUGUAGCUAGUGGUGUUAUAUUUAUAUUUCAUAGCUCGCUGGAGGAAUCUUAACGGGUAAACAUCGAUACGAAGACAAAGAAACGGGAAGCAUUCAACAUGGGCGUUAUGCUGGAACUGGACCAUGGGCUGACUUGUAAGUGGAAUUGAUUUGGUAUUACCGGGUUCACUUAAAGGCUUGAUAUGAUCAUAAGGAAUAAAUAGUGCUAUGUAUUUAAGGGUUUAACUUAAAACUUCGACUUGAACGUUAAAACCAUUAGGAUCAUGUCCACAGUUUUUAAAGUAAAGAUGGCAAAAUAAUUAUCUCACCAUAACUCGGUCUAUGGGUAGCAAGAGGGUUUCAAAAAGACGUUAAUUUUUAUAACAAUUGCUGGGAAAGAGGUAUAUAUUAAGGUCAAUAAGAUCUCUUAUUUCUUGUUAAAAGCUUGGAAAACCUGAUUUUCUUACAUAAUCUGAUCUUCUGUUGAUAAUAAAGAACGUGUCUUUAAAUUGGAACCAUUUACCAAUACAAUACCGCACAGGUUGUCGAAACGUCAGUCACUGUCAACAACAACAGUCCUAUUCAGGACUACGUUCACCCGGACGAUCAAACUCAACCUACUUUUGAAAUGACUCCUGGGUUCAAACCUUUCACAGUAAUACAAUGUAUCUUCUGACUUGUAUUAGGGAACCUGCUUAUAGUCAGACAUAAGAACAAGAUAGCAGUUCCUACUUCACAGUUACAUGUAUAAGGUUCAACUACAUGAAGAUUUAUCAAACACAUUCACCUAUAGCGUGCCCUUUUCAUUUCUAGAUACGUCGCGCGCUUUUGGAAAAAGCCAUUGUUUGAUCUACUUGACAAACUCAAAGGAACGAUGAAUAGUAUCUACGGUGAAGGAAAAGUGAGCUUGAUUGACGCUUCCCUUCGCUGGAUGUAUCAUCACUCAAAAAUGGAUGGUGCAUGUGGAGGUAUGUAUUAGCAUGUGAUUUCAAAAGGGUUCUUAUACACGGACAGUCCAACUUGCCAUAACGAAGCGGACCACUCAAGAUGAGCAGAUUUAAUGGUCGCCUACGGGAAGUGAUCUCUUACGAGAAUCGAGCCACAGGGGGUCUGUUCUCUUGUAUCUCUUUGUAUACAGUUUCCAGGUUACUUAUACGUGCAGUUCUAUGUUGUCACUUAAAAUUCUUUGUAUAUUCUGAAUGGUGUAGUACAUACAGCGGUCAAAGAAACCAUACCAUUCGCUAAGUGGUCGCUUACAAGAGAUCAAAUACCAUUGAAAACUGUAAAAUUGUUAGGCUAAAAAGUGGUCGCGGUCGGUCAUGAGAGGUGGUUGUUUACGAGAGGUUCUAAGUAUAGAGCUUUGACGGGGAAAAUUAAGAGUGUUUUGAAAUGAUAGGUGAUCGCUUGUGGGAGGUGGUCACUUGAGGUAGUCACACAUUGAGGUUCGACUGUUUGUCAUUUCUUAUUCUCCUCAUGAAAGAUAAGUUUCUUUUCGGGCCAAGGGACGCAACAACGGGAAAUACGUCACCGUUUAGUUCCUCUGCUUCGGUUUGCGACUGAUCAUCGGACUCUUCAGUCUAGUUUCCAGUCCUAGUGGAGUUUGAAAUGCUGUUAUCACGAGAUCAUAACGCUCUCUGAUUCUGAUUAGGACUCCAACUCCGUCGGUUGUAAAACCAGACUUAACAACUUUUAACGGAAUCUUGUGGAAGAAUAAAUGUGGUCGUAGCAUGUUCUUUGCUCACAACUAGCAGCGACAAUGCUAUGCCAUACCUCAAUGUUUUAGAAACUAUUACACUGGAAAACAUUUACAAAUUUGAAGUAGUCUUUUUCACACAUAUAACGCAACAAACAUCCCUACGUGUCCGAUUUUUGAAGGAACCCUUACCCUAGCCUCUGAGAUUCAUCACACCAGAGUUGUAUCCAACCUUAAUUUUCAUCGGCCAAAGAUAAGCAAUAAUUAUGGAGCUGCCACUUUUGCUUUUGUUGGAUCCGCUGAAAUAAAAAAAAAGCUCCCCUCUAAUAGCUUCUAUAGGCAAUAUAAAAUGUACCUUUUAAAUACCCAAUGAGUAAUUUGAUUUCUCUACUCACACUACCAAUAAUCAUUUUUAUUGUUUUUAUAUAUCGUAAAUACGACUUUAUGCACUUUUAAUUUUCCUUUCUCCGUUAUCCGUUACUUGUAGUUUUAUGUAAAUGUCUACGCCAGUAAGUUGCACAUGGCAGUGACUAACUCGAACGCCUAAACUCGUUUGGUCACUGCGCACAUUUCACCUUUGAUGAUUUAUGUAAUUUGUUUCUUUAUUUUUUUCUUACUUUUGUAAUGUACUGUAAUGUUUGUAGUACCUCUUGGAAUAGUGCAAAAGAAUAAAGAAUCUGAAUCUGUAUAAACUCUUUUUUGUGUGUAUUUUUUAGACGCUGUUAUAAUUGGAGCUUCAUCUGUCAAACAAUUAAAAGAGAACUUACAGAGUACAAAGAACGGUCCUUUACAUGAAGGUAUGUAUGCUGUU
Porites evermanni is the source of this 11755-nucleotide messenger RNA. The record is from the annotation of a GenBank genome assembly. Lineage: Eukaryota; Metazoa; Cnidaria; Anthozoa; Scleractinia; Poritidae.